Molecule: messenger RNA, 268 nt
Organism: Staurois parvus
Lineage: Eukaryota; Metazoa; Chordata; Amphibia; Anura; Ranidae
Source: the annotation of a GenBank genome assembly
GCACUGACUGGCGGCACUGAUGGGCACUACUGGGCGGCACUGGUGGGCACAGGUGAGUGACACUGAAAAGUGUCCUGUGAAGGAACGGACUGACAACUCAUGGGGCCCCCGGGCAAUAGGGGAUCAUGGGGCCCCUGUGCCCUUGCCCAAACUCAUAAAAGCCUAUGAAAAAGGUACCAGGGGCAUCUCAUGGGGCCCCCUACUGACCUCGGGCCUUCGGGCAGUGCCCCAGUUUCCAAAUGGUCAGUCCGCCCCUGGUCCUGUGUCU